AGCGUAUUCAGCGCUGAAGGUAGUAGGAAAUAGGGAUUGUUGUGCAAACAUUUUUCAAACAUCUGUAAUGAUUACAACAGGAAAAAUGUGUGCUGUUUCUUGUGAUUUUGGUUGUAAUGCAGCAUCUUCUUUCGUCGGAGUUGGAAGUUUGUUUCGUCACUAGUUAAGGCUAAAGCUUUUUCUAUUAUGGCUGCCUAAGUGAGUUUCAUAUCUCUUGCCCCAAUUGGGGUAAGGGAAGUGAGGGGGCAACUUGCUGUGCCAAGUGCUGGACAGUGAAUGUGCUUAUAAGACUGUACCUGAAGAAGGAUCGUUCCAACUGUGAUUAAAACAGCAGAAUUGUUAAAGUGUCCAGAACAUUGUUGGUGUAUGAAAUCAUAUCAAACAUUACCAAUUCAAGGAGAUAUCGUCACAAGCUGCAGAAGUUGCGGAAGUGUAAUGCCUUGGAUUUUGAUUUGAUAGCAUAUGAAAGACUGAAUUUUGUAGGGGUGCCUAUACCAAUGCACAAACCCCAUUUUGUAUAGAUAUGUACAUAAUAAUCAAUAUAAAAUUACCUAUAUUCUAUUUUUAUAUAUAAAUGCCUGUUUAUUGCCACACACAGAUGAAAAGAGAGGAAACAUAAGAAUUGUAUUUGUUCUUUAAGACAAAAUUUGUCACGGUUUGUUGCACCCAUAGUAAAAUAUAUGGUUUUGGUUAUGCCGGCAAAUAUAUCAUGUACUUUCUACACAUGAUUAACAGUAUGUCCAUAUUUUUGAAGAUAUGUUAUCAUGGAAGCUAAGCUUGAUAGGUGGUGUGAAGGGAUCCACUGCUGUACCUAUGACAGACGAAAAUUAACAAGGACAAACACAUACAUGAGUUUUUCACAAACAGCAUCUGUCUGUUGCAAGCUGCUUCAGAAGCUAAGAUAACAGAAUUGAGAAGAAUCUCCACAUUUAUUUGAAGCAAAAAGAUUGCAUAACACUAGGCAACACAUACCAAGGUUCAAGAUUGGAAUCAUUUUCAACGCUAGCUGUUUGAGGAAGACUCUUGUGGUGAAAGUGACUUAAGAAGACCAAGGCCUAAUUUAAAACAUAUUUCACAAGAUAUCUUUGGCUGGUUUACUUCGAAAGAAAAGAGAAGAAGAAUUAAAGAGGUGUUGGGUAUUGCACAAGACAGGAAAGAAGAGAUGAAUGUGAUUGAACGUGAGUGUGUUGUGGGAAGAUGCACGUCAGUGCAACAUGGAGGCCAGUUGGCUGCAGCUGCUACCAUGAGGGCAGGAGGGCCUCUCCUGAUGGCAUACAUGCGAUGGCUAUGUGGUACAUGUGGUCGCAUAACUGAUUCCUCAGGACGCACAGUGCUGCAUCUAGCAGCAUCGUGUGGACACGGAGCUGUUGUCCGUUGGUUAGUUCGACGAGCAGAUGCCAGUAUUGAUGUGCGUGACAUAGAGUCUGGUUAUACUGCUCUUCAUCGCAGUAUUUUCUAUGGCCAGAUCCAUGUAGCUACUGAUCUAAUAAAGAUGGGAGCAAGCAUGGCAAUAAGAGAUUGUGAUGGUCUGACUCCAAUUGAUCAUGCAAUGAAGGAUCGUCCACCGAUUGUUGAAUUUAGUAGUCAAAAUCUGUGUGAAGUUUAUGUGUGGGGGACAAAUAAUAACUACAGUCUAGGAACUGGAAAUGAACAGAGUCGCUCACAGCCAGAGCUACUGGAUGCCUUCAGAAAGCAGGGUAUAAGUAUCAAACAGGUAGCAAUGCACAAGUUCCAUUCUGUGUUUGUGUCACAUGAUGGAAGAGUGUUUUCUUGUGGACAUGGGCAGGGUGGAAGGUUGGGUUUGGGUUCAGAAGUAGCUGUUCUUGCACCCUGUGCAGUGCGCCUGCAGAACUCUGGAAGCCACAGCCCUGAUGGAUCUUCUGUUUCAUGCACCGUGGCCUGUGUGGGGCGGGAUCACACUGUCUUUCUCAUGGAAAAUGGGACAGUGUGGUCAUGUGGUCUCAACUCAUAUCAUCAGUUGGGUCACUCACCACCCCCUUCCAGUCUCUUGUUACCUCGACAGUUGACCCCACGCUCUGUACAUGCAGCCGGAGAUUCAGUUCUUGGAAUCUGUGCUUCUCGUUUCCACACUGUUAUCUGGGGUCAGCGAGCUGUGCUUACUUGCGGCCUGAAUACAGGGCAGCUGGGCCAUUCAAAGGGACCUAGCUCUACCAUUGUUUUACCCAGACAGGUGUCAACACUCACUCAUAAGGCUGCAAAAGUGGUACAAGUGGCAGCUAGUGAUGGUGCUACUGUUGUGGCUGUAGAGCGAGGAAUAGCAGCAGGGGGCACCAGUAGUGCACCAGGCGCUGAUAUCUACCUGCUGCACAAGUUUCAGUGCCGUAAAAUUGUAACCAGACAAGUGGGUCUGGUACAACUGGCUGUUGUUGGAGGUCAUCUUGAUACAGCAAUGUUAGAUCAAGGUCAACAGGGCAAUAGCGAGAACAGGGAGGAGGAACAACAGCUUCGAGUGUUGAUAUUGGACAACAGGGGACAACUUUUCUUGUGGCAAGACAGUGUCACUCAACAGCUCUCAAGGUGUACGUUUUUACUGGGGAGACCUCUGGUGUUGACUAUGGUGGCUGCCCAGACUCGUGGACACCUGCUUCUGGUUACUCGAGAUGGUGAGGCAUUCCAGGGAGAACUCAGGGGGCAACGAUCUGGUACAGAGUUCACAGCAGUACAAGUUAAACGCAUUCCUAAUGUGCACCGAGCUGUUGCCGUUACAUCUGACCCUAAAGGGAGAAAUUUUGCAAUUGUACAGGCUCAUCCGAUAGCUUGUCUGCUUGAAGUGCCACAAAUGGAAACAUCGGGCAUGAAACAGCAUUUAGACAGCCUGCUACAAGAAGCCAGUGAAGAUGAUGCUAUUCAUGAUGUUGUGUUUCAGGUUGGCACAGUCAGAUUUCCAGCUCAUCAAUUCAUUGUGGCAAGUCGUUGCGAGGUUUUGGCAAAACGUAUGGUGGAACAGAGUGGAACUUUUGAUGUUAAUGAGAUUGAGUUGAAAGGCAUGAGACCUGAUGUUUUCAGACAGGUCUUGCAGUUUAUCUACACCAAUGACUGCUCUCUGCUUCACACCGGUGAAUGCCCCAUCAAAAUGAUGUCUGAGGAUGAUACAGAUAACACGAACAGGGGUAAAGAAGAUCUUGUUGACAACAUUCUUGGACUGAAUGACCCAAAUUCAGUGUCUGCAUUUGAAGUUUAUUGUAAGAAAACCUACCAUCAUAGCAAUAACAACGAAGUAAACAGCACGAAGCAGAAGGCUGUGACAACCUCCACCAGCAAUCCUCUCCGACUGGUUCAAGAAGCUGCCAGAAAAUUUAAAUUAACUGUUCUUAGCUCAGAAUUGGAAAAAAUCAGGUAUGAGGACGGUCACAUUAUGAUGAAGCAAGGCUGUCAACCUUCACGCCUGAAUGCCCCAUUCUUGAAAAGAGAGGAUUAUCAGAACUUGUAUGAUGUGAGGAUCCGCAGUGAGGACGGAAAUGAGCUGCGUGCCCACAGAUGUGUACUCGUUGCAAGAUUAGACUACUUUCGUAGUAUGUUGUCUGGAAGAUGGGUUGAGAUGAGUGGUAAUAAUGCCUGUGUGAUGAGUCUUCCACUGCCUUAUGCCAUCCUGGAACUUCUGCUGGAUUUUCUGUAUACUGAUGCGGCACCAAGUGUUCUUACAUCCAAGGACCUGGAGUUUUUGAGCAAUGUUUUGGUAGUGGCUGAUCAACUGUUUGUGCUACGACUCAAGGAAGCUGCAGAGGUUGCAUUGGCAAACUUGCUUACAUUGCGCAAUGUAGCAGAAGUGCUCCAGCUCUCAGGAACUUACAACGCAGACCAACUUAAGCAGUGUUGCUUUCAGUACAUAUCGCUUAACCUUCCAGCUGUCCUUGAAGCUAGAAUCUUAGAGUCUGUGAGCAGGCAGCUGCUUGAAGACUUGACCAAGUACUACUGUGAGUUCAUCCCAACCGUGAGGCACCGAAUAGUUACGCCGUACUCCACUGCUCCAAGCCAUGAGUUGCUAAACGCUAUUAAUGAUGCACAUCCUAUCUCUCCAUGGGAUGAAGAUGAUAGCAGCAUCAGUGAUGAAGACUUUGCCAUGUUGAAGAAAGGCAUUAAAACAAUGAAGAAGAAGAUUCGAUAUCGCAAAUCCAGUACAGGUGAUGGCGGCAGCAACAAGAGAGCAAGUUCUCGAACCCACAAAGAAUUGGUGGGAUCAAAUAACCCAUGGGGCGGUGAGACGCCUAUAGAUCACCAAGAUUUAGACAUGCGUGAAUUGGUUGAGAAGCAUGAUGAGAGCCAGCUCAUAAACCAGUCAGAGAAUGACUUCACCUUGUCCCUCAAUAACAUGAUGCUUUCCACCAGCCCAGAUACAAAUCCACCUCCCAUCCCUCAAAAAACCAAGUCACCGUGGGUCAAGAUCAUCAACCAUUAUGACAAGCAGCAACAGAUUGUGAAGGCUCGACUGAAGGUUGUCUCAGCUGCUAGGGAAACGCCUGUCCAACCUUCUCCUGACUCUUUCACUAAACUUGUGUCUCGACAGCACCAGAGCACAAGUUUGGUGGAGACAUCGUCUCCUAUCAGCAUAGUAACCAUGACAGAGACAGAUUUUCCUGAACUACAAAGAUCUUCCCCUCCAACUCAUCAUGAUCACAACAAAUCACCAGGACAGAAACACAGUGAAAUCAAGAAGGUGACAAAAUUAUCUCAAAAGCAACGCAAGAAACUUGCAGCUGAGUAUCAGGUUGGAUCUCCAGAAACGACAGCUUUUGAAUCUGUACAGUCUACACCAGCCUGGGGAAACGUUUCUAGAACCGACCCACCAGCCAGUAUGAGCCUCUCUUUACUGGACAUCAUGAAGCAGGAGAUGCAGCUGACCCGAGUUCCACACGGCUCUGUACCCCCGCAACAGCAGCAACAGCUGAGCACUUCACCAGGAUCUGGACCCAACCCGUGGCUCCGAGGGGCAGAGAACAACUGCAAAUCACCACAGCAGCAUUGUGAAAAUUCAUCAGUUGUGAAUUUCUUGGACAUUGUGGCUGAUGAGAAGAAGCAGAGGGAGAACUGGAGUCGGAUGAGAUCAAAGCCACUCCAACUAACUCAGUUGGAAGACCAAGCCAUAGAGGACUUGCUGGUAUUUUACAACGCAGCAGGAGCCGUGGAAGAACGUAUAACGGUAAAGCGUGUCGUCACAGGAACUGUGGCCCCGCCUACAUGGAUCACUUCACACCACUAGCAUCAAUGUUUGUGGAAAUGGUUCAGCUACUUAUUAUUCUCAUGAUUAUGAUAUAGCACCGUACAACUUGAUCCUUGUAUUACUUAACUAAACUGUAAAUCCUCAUUUAUCCGAAGUAGUGAUUAGACUACUGUGAAAUAUUGUAGUUUUAUGUAGUAGCAUUCAACUCAAUUAUUAUGUUCUUCUUCCUCCUUUAAAAGUUUGCUUUUAUUUUGGAAAAUUUUUGCAUAUUUUUAUUUUGAAAUCCUUAAACAAGGUAUUACAGAGCUUAAAUUUUUCAACAAUGACAAUACGAGAUGUUCAUCAUGUAUUGAAAUAAGGGAAUUGGAGCGCGCUAUCUAAGUGAUAUGUUUGGGGGAGAAUUAUCAUGGAAGUUCUUAAAUGAAAUUACCAGACAUUUAAUUCAAAGCGUAAAUUUUCUUUUUGUGGGGAUUUUAUGAAAGACAUAUUGGCAGUUAAAACAUGUUUAUUCGGUGUAAUUGUCAUUUAUUUUCACCCAUAAUAAUGGGAACUUGCAAUUGUUAUUUGUGUUCAAGCUUUACUCAAGUUCUGUUAGUUCGUGUAAAGACAUCAACAUUAUUGCCUUCCUCUUUGAACUUAUUUUGCCCAUUUUUAUGUGCCUGUUCCUGUCUGACUUGUAUCUUUUGAAUGUACAUGGUCUUAAAAUUUAAUUAUGUUACAAAUUAAGUUGAUCCUCGUAGGAACAUAGAUUGUUGUGAACAAAAUGCGUGUGACUUGACGCACACACUUCUCUGUUGAGUAAAUUUUUAUGCUUGGUAUGAAAAUUAAAUAGGUGUUUUUCUUUUAUUAGUGCAGUGGUUUUUAGUCUGUGAGCCCAUUUUUGGAUCAGGACUGUAAGAAUAAGGACAAUUUGAAAAACCUGAAAAUUUAAUAUUAUACGUAUUUAUUUAGCGAAGCGUGACGUUUUUGUGAAUGAAAUACUGAUCUUGUCAGCAUUUAUGUUGCCAGUCUUACAUGUAUGUGCAUUUGCAGCUGUGUGGAGUGUUAUUAAAAUUACUCUGUCCUCCUGUCUGUACGUGUAAUGACUCAUUUAUUUCUUUAGAGAGUUUGUUUCUGCCUUUUGUGGAGAUGUUUGAAAUUCUUUCAGUAGUAAUUAAUGUAUUUGCUCGUUGUAUGAAAUUUGAUAAAUGCCAUUUCGUGAUAUAUUUGACGUCAUUCACAUCUUUCUUUUGUAACUUCUGUCUCGGUUCCAAACGUGGCAAAUGUCACGGUGGAUUUAUGAGGAUUUACUGAACUGCAAAACAAUGGGCACUUCGUAGCUCCAUUUAAGAGCUCCUUGAAUUGUGUACUGUGGAGCUGCGGUAAAAGAAAAGUAGUUUAUUUGAAGGUUGUGUGUUAUAUAUUUAUUAUAAAAAUAGUGGAGGGAUAAGUAUAAAUAAAUUAAACAAAAAUAAUUAAA
Messenger RNA from Zootermopsis nevadensis, 6638 nucleotides. RefSeq names its product inhibitor of Bruton tyrosine kinase. Gene Ontology annotation, molecular function: protein binding. The record is from RefSeq and is a predicted model, not a curated record. NCBI's taxonomy places the organism in Eukaryota, Metazoa, Arthropoda, Insecta, Blattodea, Termopsidae.